Molecule: messenger RNA, 933 nt
Organism: Choloepus didactylus (southern two-toed sloth)
Lineage: Eukaryota; Metazoa; Chordata; Mammalia; Pilosa; Megalonychidae
Product: olfactory receptor 149-like
Exons: 1
Coding region: 1-933 (310 amino acids)
Biological process (GO): G protein-coupled receptor signaling pathway
Cellular component (GO): membrane
Molecular function (GO): olfactory receptor activity; G protein-coupled receptor activity
Source: RefSeq, a predicted model, not a curated record
AUGAGGAAUCUCUCAGUGGUGACUGAAUUUAUCCUGCUGGGCAUCCCACACACGGAAUAUCUGGAGACCUUGCUCUUUGCCUUGUUUUUGUCCUUCUACAUCUUCACCCUGAUGGGGAACCUACUCAUCCUACUGGCAACUGUUGCCUCCACAUGCCUUCACACUCCCAUGUACUUCUUCCUGUGCAAGCUGUCUGUGUGUGACAUAUUUUUCCCUUCGGUGAGCUCCCCCAAGAUGCUGCUCUACCUCUCAGGGAACAGCCGAGCCAUCUCCUAUGCGGGCUGUGUGUCCCAGCUCUUCUUCUACCAUUUCCUGGGCUGCACUGAGUGUUUCCUGUACACAGUGAUGGCCUACGACCGCUUCGUUGCCAUAUGUUUUCCUCUGCGCUACACGAUUAUCAUGAGCCACAGAAUGUGUGCUGUCCUGGCUAUGGGGACCUCAUUUUUUGGCUGUAUUCAGGCCACCUUUCUAACUACUCUCACCUUCCAAUUGCCCUACUGUGGCCCCAAUGAGGUGGACUAUUACUUUUGUGAUAUUCCAGUGAUGCUGAAGCUGGCUUGUGCAGAUACCUCAGCCCUGGAGAUGGUGGGGCUCAUCAGUGUAGGCCUCAUGCCCCUCAGCUGCUUCCUUCUCAUCCUCACUUCCUACAGCUUCAUUAUUUUUUCCAUUCUUCAAAUCCGAUCUACAGAGGGCCGAUGCCGUGCCUUCUCCACCUGCAGUGCCCACCUCACUGCCAUCCUCCUCUCCUUUAUGCCAGUGGUUCUCAUCUAUCUGCAACCCACCCCCAAUCCCUGGCUUAAUGCAACUGUUCAGAUCCUGAAUAACCUGGUUACUCCCAUGCUGAACCCUUUGAUAUAUAGCCUGAGAAAUAAGGAGGUGAAAUAUUCCCUGAGCAAGGUGCUACAGCAGCUGGCCUGCCUUCCUGAGAAGUGA